AAUAAGAUAAUGUGUGUUUAUGCCUCUUCUCUUCUCUCAUUCAUAUAUACAUUCGUAUAGUUAUUCAUAGGCUUUGAACAACAUUUGGUAUCAGAGCUAGAGAGCUAUCCGAGGGCCUAAAUUGGGAGGAACAAAACAAAAAAAAAGGAGUGAAAACAAUGCAGACUGCGGGUGGUAACAAUGGGAAUUCAAUCUCCCAAUUACCUAUGUUCAAGGGUUCAAAUUACCACUUUUGGAGUUUGAAGAUGAAGACUCUCUUCAAGUCUCAAGAGCUAUGGAGCAUUGUUGAUGAAGGGUUUGAAGAUGGACAACCGGAGGAACCAGAUCAAGCCUUGAGAGAUAGAAGAAAGAAAGAUGCAAAGGCUCUCUAUUUCAUCCAACAAGCCUUGGAUGAUGAGGUCUUUCCCCGGAUUGCUGCAGCCUCAACAUCCAAGGAAGCUUGGAGUAUUCUUCAAAAGGAAUACAAGGGUGACAAGAAAGUCAUUGAGGUCAGGCUGUGAUAUGCACUAAUUAGUAGUGCACAAGUGUAUGUUUUUUACGUAUGAUUUGUGUGGUUUGUUUACCGUUUUAUUUAGUUUGUAAACAUUUGUGUGAUUUUAGUUGUAAUUGUAUUUUAAUCUUCAUUUGUAAGUUGUAAAGUAGAGUUAGGAAUUAGGGUGUUGAAAAGGAGGACUUUGAAGUGAAGAAAAAUAAGAUUUGGC
Molecule: messenger RNA, 701 nt
Organism: Cuscuta epithymum
Lineage: Eukaryota; Viridiplantae; Streptophyta; Magnoliopsida; Solanales; Convolvulaceae
Source: the annotation of a GenBank genome assembly